Molecule: messenger RNA, 660 nt
Organism: Pyricularia pennisetigena
Lineage: Eukaryota; Fungi; Ascomycota; Sordariomycetes; Magnaporthales; Pyriculariaceae
Exons: 1
Coding region: 1-660 (219 amino acids)
Source: RefSeq, a predicted model, not a curated record
AUGUUGCUGGCCCUGCUUUUUAUCAGUCUGGCAAUCUCAUCAGUGGCUGCUGCUCCCUACUCAGCUUCAGACUCGUCCACCACGGAAGGCCGACAGGUCCAAGACCUGGCACGCGUCCGAAUCAGCGGCAGCGAAGCUCGCAACGUGCCACUGCCCCUGCGAGUCCCGGACGUGUCAUUUCAUUUGGAGAUGAUCUCUCCUGCCCUGUCGGCCGAGCCUCCCGCCGCGGUCCUGCCCCUAAAGGCGAACGAGACCGGGGCCAGCACGACUGCGGACGGCGGCGCAACGCGCACCGUCGGGCCGGGAUCCGGGUGCAACGCCGCCAGCGACACCUUUUACCUGGAGCGGGGGACCAAAAGGUUAUAUCUCGUGUCGGAGGACGGCAGGAGCAGGCUUUACGCCUUCUUCCAGAAGGGAGCCGCGACGGACAAGCUCGGCUUCAACAGGGCUCGCUUUAUCGACGAUGGAAUCGGGCGGGAAUACUACAACUGCGAGGUCACCUCGCAGCAGCAGCUGGCGUGCCAUGGAGAAGAUGGCCCUGGGCAGUGGGUUGGUUGGCGCCUCAAAGACACCAUCGUCAUGGCGGAUAGGGAACACAAUUCUCAGCUUCCCCUGGUUGAGCUGCAUGUGACGGAUCUGAAAAAUGAUGCUCCGCAUUGA